AUGCUGCUCCUUGCUCUUUUUGCCCUCCAACUACUGUCAGUCAAGGCGGACGAUGUAUGCAAGCCGGUCACAUGGCUACCCGACGGCGCGAGCGAAGCGGCUCCGUCUAGCGACAACAGCACGACAACCAUCCCAAGGUACCCUGCCUUGGACUUGAUAACUACGGGAGAGCUCAAGCCUGGCGAGAUCCGCUGUCGUUACGCGACCGAGACCCGCAAAGAUGUCAACCGCUGGACGUGUGCAUGGCUGGCUGAGAGGUACCACAUCACGCUCGAUUUCUUCUUCACGCUCAACCCGUCCCUCGGCCGGGACUGCAGCAACAUACGCCCCGAAACGGCUUACUGUGUCAAGGGUUUCAUUGAGCCGCUCAGAUCGCCUGACGGUCGCUGUGGUCCGUUGCAUAACAACGCUACUUGCACGGGAACGACUCAUGGUCUGUGCUGCAACGUUGAUACGUGGACCUGUGGCAGCGAACCAGCCGACUGCGACGACGGAACUUGCUACGAGGGCGCAUGCUUGGGCGACAAGGUCUACAGUACCGAUGGCACAUGCGGCCUGGAACACGGUGGCCGCCAGUGCGCCGGGAGAUGGGGGGACUGCUGUCGCAGGGAUGGGCAAUGUGGAACGGGAGAAGAUUUCUGUGCUGCCGGCCGAUGCCAGUCUGGCAACUGUACACCCUAUCCAGCGCCGCCCCCGAUGGUCUGGGGGAACUCGACUGAUGGCAGCUGUGGAGGCCCGAACAGGUAUACUUGUGAUAACGUCCUGGGGCCUUGUUGUGGCAAGAACGGGAGGUGCGGAGUGGAGGAGGCUCACUGUGGCCCGGGAUGCCAGCCGGAAUUUGGUGAAUGUGACCCCCGGAGUCCUCCGACUUUUCUGAUGACUUACUUGUCGUCGACCCGGACUGUGACCUUGCCCUUAUUCUUCAGCACGAGCUCGACCUCGACCUCGCAAGCCACAAUAUCCCCAUCGACAGGACCAUCCUGUAGCUCAACAUCAAACCCGGCGACUUUAUCAACAGCUGAGCCCACUACGAGCUCAACUUCAGAAACCCUACCCAGCUUAAUGACGACAGAUCUGAAGUCUCUCCCCAGCUGUGGCUAGACUUAUCUCAGGAAUAUGGUGCCGUGCCGUCUAAUUUCUUUC
Microdochium trichocladiopsis is the source of this 1143-nucleotide messenger RNA. RefSeq lists its product as uncharacterized. The transcript is spliced from 4 exons. The coding region runs from base 1 to 1101 and encodes 366 amino acids. Gene Ontology annotation, molecular function: chitin binding. Lineage: Eukaryota; Fungi; Ascomycota; Sordariomycetes; Xylariales; Microdochiaceae. The record is from RefSeq and is a predicted model, not a curated record.